AUGGCACCUUCGGUGGAUGUAUCGCUACUUCGACACAACGACGCGUCUUCUUUUGUGGAUAUACUACCUUCGAAAUCCGCCAUAACCACCCAAUCCGCCAUAACCACCCAAUCCGCCAUAACCACCCAAAUCCACGAAAUCCCAAAAACCGACACCCAACCACGACCCACCACACUUGACCUCCCCAACACUCUCGUUCUCAACCCAGCCUUCGUAACGCAGGACUUUGACGCACUCCGCUUCGAAGCCGCCGCACACCACCAACUGCCGUCGCCGGACUCGCCAACCACAACGCCCAACAGCGGUGCUUCCACCCCGUCCUCCUCGCCAGCCUACUCCACGCUCCUCAUCUCCUCGCCCUACAACAAUCCAGGCCACUACCUCGACCUAACCACCCUCGCCGGGCCAUCACGCCUGCUCGCACUCUCUCUCACAGCCCUCGCCCCAACACGCCCGGACUACGCCCUAGCACCGUACACGUCGAGUCUCAACCUCGCGACCGUGGUCGCGGAGCUGCGCGCCGCCGUGCACCGCGAGGGCAUCCCGUGGCGUGAAACGUCGUUUUACGUCGUCGUGUUCCGCAGCCAGUUGAAUGUGGGCGUCGAUCAGGACUGGCUGUACAAACUCGACUACGAGAGUCACCGCGAGGCGUGCGAGAGUGGCGGGUUGCUGAAGUAUUGGUUUGGGAAGGCGGAUCUGCAGGGAGAGAGGCGGAAUCUAGCGACGUGCUUUUGGCACUCCCGCGAAGACGCACACAAAGGCGGCUUGGGGCCCUGGCAUGCAAAAGCGCGAGCGGCGGGGAGAACGCUGUACGAGAGCAUUGUGUUCUCGACGCAUCGGUUUACCGUGCUGGACGGGGUGGAGGGGUGGAGAUUUGAAGAUUGGAAGGAUUGA
Ascochyta rabiei is the source of this 894-nucleotide messenger RNA. RefSeq lists its product as uncharacterized. The record is from RefSeq and is a predicted model, not a curated record. The transcript is spliced from 2 exons. The coding region runs from base 1 to 894 and encodes 297 amino acids. NCBI's taxonomy places the organism in Eukaryota, Fungi, Ascomycota, Dothideomycetes, Pleosporales, Didymellaceae.